AUGAGAAGAUGUGCAGCUCUGAUUGAUCUCAAUGGCACUUUACAUAUAGAAGACAUGGCAAUACCAAAAGCCAGUGACGCAUUGGAACGACUUCGUAAACUUCGACCAGUGAAAUUUGUGACGAACACAACGAAGGAAUCUAUCAAUGUUCUGUACAAUCGUGUUACUAAAUGUGGGUUUCGCAUAAGCAAAGAUGAAAUAUUCACAUCACUUGUAGCUGCACGACAAUUUGUUGAGAAGCAAAAUUUUCGACCAAUGCUUCUGUUAGAUGGAAAGGCUAUUGAAGACUUUAAAGAUGUUGAUACUUCUGAUCCUAAUGCUGUCGUUAUCGGUUUGGCACCUUCUGAGUUUCAUUUUGAAAAAUUGAACGAUGCUUUCAAAUUGGUACUUAAUGCACAUCUCGUAGCUGUUCACAAGGGACGUUAUUAUAGGCGAGCCGAUGGGUUAGCUCUGGGUCCUGGACCUUUCGUGGCAGCGAUUGAAUAUGCUACUGGUGCUAAGGCGACAGUGGUAGGAAAGCCGGAGUCAAACUUUUUCCUGAUGAGUAUUGCCACUCUGGGCGAUGACAUUGACCUUAACAAUACCGUAAUGAUCGGCGACGAUGUGAUAGAUGAUGUCAUGGGUGCUAUUAACAGUGGAAUGAAAGGAAUUUUGGUCCGCACUGGGAAAUACAGGAAAGGUGAUGAACAACAAAUCCCAGUCGAGCGAAGAAAUUGCGUUGAAUCUUUUGCUGAAGCGGUUGACUUGAUAGAAUCGGAUAAAGUUCUGUGA
Molecule: messenger RNA, 771 nt
Organism: Angiostrongylus costaricensis
Lineage: Eukaryota; Metazoa; Nematoda; Chromadorea; Rhabditida; Metastrongylidae
Source: the annotation of a GenBank genome assembly